Messenger RNA from Cutaneotrichosporon cavernicola, 1002 nucleotides. RefSeq lists its product as uncharacterized. Gene Ontology annotation, molecular function: palmitoyl-(protein) hydrolase activity. NCBI's taxonomy places the organism in Eukaryota, Fungi, Basidiomycota, Tremellomycetes, Trichosporonales, Trichosporonaceae. The record is from RefSeq and is a predicted model, not a curated record. Gene Ontology annotation, cellular component: membrane. The transcript has 4 exons. Bases 1 to 1002 code for a protein of 333 amino acids.
AUGGCCAAGUACGGUCUCGGCGUGACGCUGACGAUCCCCGUAUUCCUUGCCGGCGCGCUAUGGUACUUCCAGCGCCGGCUAAUCUACCCCGCCGACUUCCCCGAAGGAUCUCGAACAAUGGUCCCCAAACCGACUGAAGCCGCCCUCCCAUACGAGGACGUGACUCUUGCCACGCCCGACGGGCUGCGUAUCAAGGCCUAUGUGAUCCCUGCGCGCCAACGCGUCGUGCCCCUCCACGAGCUGCGUGGACUGAACAGCGCGCAACUCAAGGACCGCGGAGAGAGUGAACUAGCCGCCUGGGAUCAAGUCAAGGACUCGGCCGACGCGCUCGAAUACGCCCGCUCCCGACCCACCGUCGUCAUGUUCCAUGCUAAUGCCGGCAAUCUCGGGCACCGCAUUCCUCUCGCACGCAAGUUCGUGUCCGAGCUCGCGUGUAAUGUCUUCAUGCUCAGUUACCGGGGAUAUGGACUGAGUGAAGGCGCGCCUUCCGAGGCGGGCAUCAAGGUCGAUGCAGCCACCGCCAUGGAAUAUAUUGCCACCCAUCCCAUAUUGCGUAAUACCAAACUCGUCUUAUAUGGCCAGAGUAUUGGCGGUGCCGUCGUGCUCGACACAGCCGCCGCUUUCCCAGACAUGGUGUCUGGCGUGAUUAUCGAGAACACUUUUGUGAGCCUCGCGUCCCUCGUGCCACACGUCAUGCCCGUCCCACCCAUUCUCGUCAAUCUCCUCUUAAGUGAGCGGUGGGAUGCCGCCAAGGCACUCCCCAAAAUCCCCAAGAGCACACCCAUCCUCUUCCUCAGUGGACGGCGGGACGAGCUCGUGCCACAGGCGCAGAUGCUCGCUCUUCGCGAGCUGCGGUUGCGCCAGGGUGGUAAGUGCUGCUGGCGCGAGUUCCCGCAUGGCACCCAUAAUGAUACCUAUGUCGCCCCGGCUUAUUGGGACGAGAUUGGCGAUUGGCUCCGUAAGGAGAUUGAGGGCGGGGAGAAGGAAAAGGUCAUCGAGUAG